AUGUCAGUAAUUGAACAAGAAUCACUUUCAUUGGAUGGAAAAUUUACUAAUCACGACGUUAAGAACAAAGUCGAAAAUGAUAUCCCUAAUUUUAUGGAAGAUGUCAUAGACAAUGAUUCAGAUGAUUGCCAGGACAAUGAGGAUUCCAUAGUUGAUAAUGUUAAAAGAGACAGCAGAAAUUUAGGAGAGAAAAAUGAUGACGAGACUCAAAAAGAAAACGGCAGUGACAAUGAAAGCAAUCAAAGAGAGUCUCAUAAUAGUAUUGAGGUAAUUAAUGAAGUAGAACAGCUAAAUGUGAUAGAAAAUAAUAUCAGCUGGAGUGUUGAAAAUAAAGAUGAAAAUGAACUUAGUGAACAAUUAAAAGAUAGUAAAAUUCUUACUGAAGAUGUUAAUGACGAAGAUGAAGAACACCUAGAAAACAAAAUUGUCUUAAAAGAUUUAGAAAAUGAAAAUGAGAAAGAUAAAGAAGUAAUGAGCAAUCCAAUAGAAUUAAACUUGCAGGACAUUUCUCAAAGUAAUGAAAAAAGUAUUGAAGGAAAAGAAACAAGUAUAUGCGAAGAGAAUAAAAUUGAAAACGAAGACAAGAAUCAAGAAAAAGUGAGCUCAGUAUCUGAUAUUAUUACGUGUGAGGGAAUUGAUUAUGAAAAUAAAGAAUGUAAUGAUGUAAAUAUACAAGAUUUCAACGAGGAUAGUGAUACGGAAAAAGAAUGUAAAAUAGAAAAACAAAUUGCCACAACUUAUGAAAGUUGCGAAAAAGAGAGGCAGGAAGUUGUAAAAAGUGAAUUUUUUAUGAGGAUAAAGAAAGUUAGUGAAAUAAAUGAAGAAAAUUUACUUGAAGAAAAAUCAGAUAAAAGAAAAAAUGAACCUACAGGUACUAAUUUAUUAGAUAAAGCGAACGAUGAAGAAGUCACUGAAGUUAAAAAUGUAUCCUUAGAAAAUGAAAUACAAUCUGAAACUAAGGAAGAAGAUUCAGAAGACCUAGAAAAAACGGAACUUAAAUUGAAUAAGGAAAGUAACAAAUGCGUUGAAAAUGAAGAAAUCAUAGAUAUAGCCGAUGAAAAGGAUGAAGAAUGUAUUACUGUGAUAGAUCAAGAUAUGUGUGAAGUCGAUAAAGAACCAGAAAAAAUAUUAGAUUUAGAAGAUAAUUUAGUGUCUAGUGAAAAUACAAAGCCGAAGACUGAUAUUGAAUGUAAUGAUCAAGAAAAUGUUGUUAGUGCAGAAAGCAAGGAAAAUAGUGAAAAUCCAGAUCAUUCAAAAGAAAUUAAAAUAAGUGACAACUUAAAAAUUCCGCUUGAUGAUGAUGUAACAAAUAGUCAAUCAAUUAAACAAGUCAGCACGCCUAUUAGUAGCAUAAAAGAAAAGAAACCACUCUUACAUAUAAGUAAAUUGUCUAAUACUCUAGAUAUUUUAUCUGAUGAUGAAGAAGAACCUUCUAAGGAAGAAUCUCAAGUUCAAUCUACAGUUGAAAAACAAUGCAUAAACAUAGAAGAUGAUGAUGACAUAAUGUUAAUUGAUGAAGAAACUUCAAAAGAUACCAAUAAAAAUGACAUCACGAUCCCAUCAGGAACAGACACGAAAAAAAAUGAAAAAGAGCAGGGCCCUGAAGAUUUAAAAGAAGAUAUUUCAAUGGAUGUUACUAAUAACGAUCAAGAUGUUGAGCCAGAAUCAAUAGUCAAGGAGGACAAAGUUACGGAGACGGAAACAAAAGAUGAUAAACAAGAUAAAAAAACUGAAGAAAAACCAUCAAUAGAUAGCACGUUAUCGUCAAAGCCGUUACUGCCAGUAAAUUUCCUUAAAUCAUGCAAAAAGAAUUUGGCAGAAAUGACAAGAGAAGAACUUGAAGAAUUUUGUGUUCUAAAAAUCGUAGAAAGCGUUGUCGACCGAAGUAAUUUAAGCGAAAUGAACUUACAGUUAAAGUCUAUGGCACAUAACAUCGAAGAUUAUAAGAAAAAAACCAAUACACUCAUGAAACAAAACCGAGACUUGCAAGUUGUUUUAAAAUCAGUUCAAGAAGAACAGAAGAAAAAUUCCGGACAACCAAUUACUCCUUUGAAAAUAACUCGUUCUGUUGGUAUGCAGGUGUUGAUGAUGGAGACAUCAAGAAAAAAGUCUAUGGCACCUAAUAAGUUCCAAAAUGCGCUACCCCCCAAUUCUGUCAAAUCAGCUAAAUGUCAAAGUCCGAAAACACCAAAAAGUCAAAAUCAGAAUAACCAACAAUACCCUGUACCUAGAUUAGUACCAGCUGUUAACAAUAGCAAUACAAAUAAUAAAGUCCCAACUCCGACCCCAAUAGCACCAAAGACGCAAAACAAUGUACCAAAUGGGAUAAAAAAUUCACUGCCAACACCAAAACCUGAAAAAAGAUCAUACGGCAAGAUGCAGCAAGGGAAUUCUAUUACAGUAGACCUUACAGAUGACGAACCUCCUUCAAAGAUUGCUCAACGAAAUAUAGCGGCUCCUGUUAGAUUGGUUCCACAACAAUCUCUACUAACUCCCCAAAGGCCACAAUUCGCAAAUUCAGUAAACACUCCAAGAAAAGUGUAUAUACCCAUAAGCGGUUCACAAAAUCAAGUUGGACAGGCUAUUGUGUUAAAACAACUUUCUCCUCAUGUUCCGAGGCUACGAGGACCUGCCUUGUUGCCGAAACCUGGUACCUCAAUAAGAAUGCCAAGAAUAGCUGCAAGGCAUCCAGCGCCCUUACCCGAUUCUAUGAAACAAUAUCAACCUCCUAACUGGAAGGCUUUACCACCCGCACCUGAACUUAAACUAUCAAAAGUAGAAAAUGGUAUAGUUAUCUCAUGGAAAAUAGAUGGCUACCAAGAAGAAAACCAUGAAGAAAUAGCUAGUUAUCAGUUAUACGCAUAUCAAGAAACAUCUGCACCUCCAAAUACAGCACUAUGGAAGAAAAUUGGUGACGUCAAAGCUCUACCAUUGCCUAUGGCAUGCACUUUGACACAAUUUAUGGCGGGAUACAAAUACUUUUUCGCGGUGAGGGCCGUCGAUGUCCGGUCUAGACUAGGACCAUUUAGUUUACCCGGAAGUAUACUUCUUUUGAAUAAAAUG
Molecule: messenger RNA, 3063 nt
Organism: Brenthis ino (lesser marbled fritillary)
Lineage: Eukaryota; Metazoa; Arthropoda; Insecta; Lepidoptera; Nymphalidae
Source: the annotation of a GenBank genome assembly